Penicillium paradoxum is the source of this 2574-nucleotide messenger RNA. RefSeq names its product H(+)-transporting V0 sector ATPase subunit a. Gene Ontology annotation, molecular function: ATPase binding; proton-transporting ATPase activity, rotational mechanism. Bases 1 to 2574 code for a protein of 857 amino acids. Gene Ontology annotation, biological process: vacuolar acidification; proton transmembrane transport. NCBI's taxonomy places the organism in Eukaryota, Fungi, Ascomycota, Eurotiomycetes, Eurotiales, Aspergillaceae. Gene Ontology annotation, cellular component: vacuolar proton-transporting V-type ATPase complex; vacuolar proton-transporting V-type ATPase, V0 domain; fungal-type vacuole membrane. The transcript has 3 exons. The record is from RefSeq and is a predicted model, not a curated record.
AUGGCUCCGCGGGACACCUUCUUCCGCUCGGCGGAUAUGAGCUUGACCCAGCUUUACAUUGCCAACGAAAUAGGAAGAGAAGUUGUCAGUGCUCUGGGUGAAGUUGGUCAGGUGCAGUUUCGAGAUUUGAACCCGGACACGAACGCUUUCCAAAGAACCUUUACGAAAGAGAUCCGUCGCCUAGACAAUGUCGAGAGACAACUUCGCUAUUUCCAUCAACAGAUGGAGAAGGCGGCCAUUCCCAUGAGAUCUUCUUCGGACUUUACCGAUACAUUGGCUGCCCCCUUGGCGUCGGAGAUCGACGAGCUGGCCGAUCGCAGCGAGAGCCUUGAACAACGAAUCAUCUCCCUCAACGAUAGCUACGAAACCCUGAAGAAACGUGAAGUUGAGCUAAGCGAAUGGCGAUGGGUGCUGAGAGAAGCCGGUGGAUUCUUCGAUCGGGCCCAUACCCAAACAGAAGAUAUUCGGCAAUCCUUUGAUAAUGAUGAAGCUCCCUUGCUCCGCGAUGUUGAGCACCACGCUCCUCGCCAGAACGGAGACAGCCAGGGCCAGCAGAGCUUUUCGGAAAUGAACAUCGGUUUUGUUGCUGGUGUCAUUCCCCGGGAUCGCAUUGGUGCUUUUGAGCGUAUCCUUUGGCGCACUCUGCGCGGAAAUCUUUACAUGAACCAGUCCGAGAUCCCGGAGCCCAUUAUCGAUCCGAUGACGAAUGAGGAAAUCCACAAGAAUGUUUUUGUUAUCUUUGCUCACGGCAAGAAUAUCCUUGCCAAGAUUCGAAAGAUUUCAGAGUCACUCAACGCAUCCCUGUAUGGCGUCGACGAGAACAGCGAGUUGAGAAGAGAUCAGAUUCACGAAGUGAACACUCGUCUCGGCGACGUUGGCAAUGUGCUCCGUAACACCAAGAACACCCUUGAUGCUGAACUCUCGCAGAUAGCUCGCUCGCUUGCCGCGUGGAUGAUUAUUGUGAAAAAGGAGAAGGCCGUUUAUGAUACUCUGAACAAAUUUUCAUACGAUCAAGCGCGGAAGACGCUGAUUGCCGAGGCGUGGUGUCCGACAAACUCUCUGGCUCUGAUCAAGUCAACCCUUCAGGAUGUCAACGACCGCGCAGGCCUUACUGUCCCUACAAUUGUCAACCAGAUCCGAACCAACAAGACCCCUCCCACUUAUAUGCGGACCAACAAGUUCACCGAAGGAUUCCAAACCAUUGUGAACGCUUAUGGUAUUCCGAAGUACUCUGAAGUCAACCCUGGUUUGUACACGGUUGUCACUUUCCCCUUCUUGUUCGCUGUCAUGUUCGGUGAUUGCGGUCAUGGUGCACUGAUGACCCUGGCCGCCUCCGCUAUGAUCUUCUGGGAAAAGAAGUUGGCUCGAGCUAAAUUGGAUGAACUGACAUACAUGGCCUUCUAUGGACGUUACAUCAUGUUGAUGAUGGGUAUAUUCUCCAUUUAUACUGGAUUUAUCUACAACGAUAUCUUCUCCAAAUCUUUCACGAUCUUCCCCAGUCAGUGGGAAUGGCCCCAGGACAUCAAGGCGGGCAAGAUGGUCGAGGCGACUUUAAAGGAAGGAUAUCGCUACCCGAUUGGUCUGGAUUGGAACUGGCACGAGGCGGACAACUCCUUGCUCUUCUCAAACAGCAUGAAGAUGAAGAUGAGUGUUCUCCUUGGUUGGUGUCACAUGACCUAUGCUCUUUGCUUGCAGUAUGUCAAUGGACGGCACUUCAAGUCCAAGGUGGAUAUCUGGGGCAACUUUGUUCCUGGAAUGCUUUUCUUCCAGUCUAUCUUUGGUUACCUUGUUCUCACCAUCCUCUACAAGUGGUCCGUGAAUUGGCAGGAGAAGGGGGUGAACCCUCCCGGUCUCCUCAACAUGCUCAUUUUCAUGUUCCUGAGCCCUGGUACAGUCGCAGACGGAGAACAACUUUAUCCUGGCCAAAGUUUAGUUCAGGUUUUGUUGCUGCUCAUCGCCGUGGCUCAAGUACCCAUUAUGUUGUUCCUCAAGCCGUUCUGGCUCCGCUAUGAACACAACCGCGCACGUGCCUUGGGUUACCGCGGCCUUGGCGAGAACUCCCGGGUGAGUGCCUUGGAUGCUGACGGUGACAUCGACGGUGGUCUAGGCCGUGACAGCAUGGCUAGCGACGGGGAGGGUGUAGCCAUGCUUUCCCAGGAUAUCAGCGAGGGCGAAGAGCACGAGGAGUUUGAUUUCGGCGAUAUCAUGAUCCACCAGGUCAUCCACACCAUCGAAUUUUGUCUCAACUGUAUCUCUCACACAGCCUCCUACCUCCGUCUGUGGGCUCUGUCGCUUGCUCACCAGCAGCUCUCGAUCGUUCUCUGGACCAUGACUAUUGGCAGUGCCUUCGACCAGGAAAGCCCCGUGACGCGUGUUAUCAUGAUCGUUGUUAGCUUCUACCUCUGGUUUGUGUUGACGAUUUGCAUCCUGUGUGUGAUGGAAGGUACCAGUGCCAUGUUGCACUCACUUCGUCUGCACUGGGUCGAGGCCAUGAGCAAGCACUUCGUCGGCGAGGGUAUUCCUUUCCUGCCGUUCAGCUUCAAGACGCUUUUGGAGGAGGACCCUGUGGAUUAG